Messenger RNA from Octodon degus (degu), 652 nucleotides. RefSeq names its product mitochondrial ribosomal protein L52 (gene Mrpl52). The record is from RefSeq and is a predicted model, not a curated record. Lineage: Eukaryota; Metazoa; Chordata; Mammalia; Rodentia; Octodontidae. Gene Ontology annotation, molecular function: structural constituent of ribosome. The transcript has 3 exons. The coding region runs from base 194 to 391 and encodes 65 amino acids. Gene Ontology annotation, biological process: mitochondrial translation. Gene Ontology annotation, cellular component: mitochondrial large ribosomal subunit.
UGGGGAAAUAAACUCUAGUUUAUUUUUGUCAAGUAACUACGACUACGGAAAGUAAAGAUAGAAAGGACAGUCUUGUUGUGUGGGGAUGACAGGAGAUAAUUCCGACGCCCGCUGUCCUGGAACUGCAGGGGGUGACAAGAUGGACCGCUGCUCAGAGGGGACGUGAUAGUCAAAUGGCCGUCCUGCUCCCCCAAUGAAACGCCAGCUUCGAAGACAAGCACAGAGGGAGAAGUUUGCACGACGAGUUGUACUGCUGUCACAGGAAAUGGAUGCUGGGUUACAGGCAUGGCAGCUCAGGCAGCAGGAGAAGCUUCAGGAAGAAGAACAGAAACGGAAAAGCGCUCUUAAGCCCAAAGGGACCUCGCGGCAGUGCCCAUGCCCAAGUCAAUAAAAGCAACUCCUGUCCCUUUCCCCAGCCUCUUUCUUUUCUAUCAUCUGGAUGUCUUAGCCAGAAGAGAGCCUUUAUUUGGUCCUCCCUGACCCCCCAUUUAUCUGUGGAGCGAAAGAGCUGGCUCACCAGGAAGGACGGGCUAUAGGGUCAUUGUCCAGGAGGCACAGUGCCCUGGGCCCUGGCUCCACCCAGUUCCUCUGAAUGUUGCGCUGGGGUUUUGCUCCCGUGCUUUGCAGGCCACAGGAUUGGCCCACUUUAGGA